This is a messenger RNA of Camellia sinensis, 831 nucleotides long. RefSeq lists its product as uncharacterized. The record is from RefSeq and is a predicted model, not a curated record. Lineage: Eukaryota; Viridiplantae; Streptophyta; Magnoliopsida; Ericales; Theaceae. Gene Ontology annotation, molecular function: electron transfer activity.
ACACUUCAUUUGCACCAUCAAUCUAAUAUUUCAUUCUCAAUUUCUCAAGUACCAAUCGAGAAUUACGUCAAGAAUGGAGAUGGGUUUGAAGCAAACUCAAGGACUCAUCCUGAUGCUAACUGUUGCUUCCAUGCUAACAGUUAGUAUGGCCAACAAGAACUUCACUUGGAACUAUGGCUUUAACUACACAGACUGGUUUGGGAAACACCGUAAUGAUACCGGAGGAUCCAACCGGAUCAUCGUUGGCGGCUCUGCCAACUGGCAGUUUAACUUCAACUACACUGACUGGGCUCUCAAAAAUGGUCCAUUCUAUCUCAAUGAUACUCUUGUGUUCAAGUAUAGUCUUCCCGUCGACAACAACUCACACCCUCACAGUGUCUAUUUGCUACCAAACUUUUGGAGCUUCAUAAACUGCGAUCUGAGCAGAGCCAAGAAGUUGGCAGACGGAAAUCAAGGCGGUGGAGCGGGAUUCGAGUACAGGUUGACGAGGUGGCAACCAUACUACUUUGCUUGCGGUGGGGGUAAUGGCUUUCACUGCAAUCAGGGAUUGAUGAAGUUUUUCGUGAUGCCGCUGUUUCGCCGUUGGCAUGGUUGAUCUUGCUGGAGCUGGCUUGGGAAGAUGCAGUGCUGCUGCCUGGAAUAUUUUUAACUUUCUUGUUUUCUUUAAACAAAUAAUGCAAUUUUUUCUUCUUUUUUUUUUUCUUUUUGAAUUUCUUUAGUUGAAAUAAAGUUUAAGAGAGCACUGAAUAAAUGUAUUCUUGACUUGUAUUGAAAUUGAGACUUGAUAACCUUUAAUGAGUAGUACCAUUCUUGGUAUCAUUUUAUUUUGAA